Stylonychia lemnae is the source of this 4107-nucleotide messenger RNA. NCBI's taxonomy places the organism in Eukaryota, Ciliophora, Spirotrichea, Sporadotrichida, Oxytrichidae. The record is from the annotation of a GenBank genome assembly.
AUGGAAUAUUAAUGGUUAUUCAGAAAAUAUAAGGAAGUUGACUACUCAAUAGUGGAAAAUAGAUAGAUUCCUGUCAUCUUUAAGUUCAAAUAAUAAAAUAUUACUUUGAGAAGUUAUUACAUUCUCCCUCAUAGGAAUCAGAUGAUUGUUGCAUACGAAGUGGAUGAUUGCGAUGACUCAAGAUUUUUUGAUGUUUAUGACCUUACUACUCGGGAAUCAAUUAAAACUUAUGAAUUCAAAGAGUGUAGAAUUUCCAUUAACUAUAGACGGUUCAAUAACGUUGAUUAUAUUUUCUACUAGAGACAAAGAACAUUUCAUUUUGUAAGAUAUGAUGAUCUAGAAGAAAGAGAAGCAAAGCAUUUAAUUAGGUUCAAUUUCUAUGAGGAGUUUUCCAUCUAAAAAGCUUUUAUUUUAGACGAAUCUACAAUUACUAUGAAGUGUAAAUUUUCCAAUCAGACCAGAUAACUUGUUUUCUAGCUAGACAAAUAAGUCACUUCAAUAACUUUUGAUUAAAGACUCGAAUUUGACAUCAAUUUUAUCUCCUAAGGAAACUAUCAGAAAGUAACAUCUCAAAAAUCUAUAGGAAUCUUUGUAAAGGAUUCGAACUAAAGUUACUUUUAAUUGCCCUGUGGAAAUAUUGAUAGUUUUGAUUAAAAUGUGUUAAGGAACCAUUUUCUAUUUUAUAGGAAUUCAAAGACGCUAUUUAUUGAUAAAGUAUCUCUUGAAGUAGAAAAAACUAUAGAAAAAAUAUUUCAUGUUGUCAAUCACAAAGGUCACUAUGAGUAUCUUAUGGAUUCUGAUUUAAAUCUCUACUCUCUCGAUAGAGGGAAUAAUAUGAACCUUACGAAAGUUCACCAACUUUCUUAGAACUAAACAUAAUAAUUUUGCUAGGUAGUAACUACUCCAAAUAAAAUUUUUGUCGAGUACAAGUUGAAAACAUAAGUUGCUAUCGUUCAAGUAUAUGAUGCAAGAACAUUUUAAUUGCUAAAUGAAAUUAAUGAGCCUGAGGGUACUAACAUUGAAAUUGUUCCUAAUAAUACUUCACUUUAUUUCAAGCUCACCAAUAACUAAUUCAGAUUAUUCAAUCUUAACUCUAACUAUGACUACUUUAAUAAUGUACAACCAUUGAUUUUCUAGGGAGAGCACUUACUCUAAAACUAGAUAAUAGAUAGUCAAAAUAACUAUCUUCUAUAUGAUCAAAAGUCUAAAGAUGCGAUAGUAGUUUAAGACAUGAUUACUGGCAAAUGUCUCGAAAUAAACAAAGAGUAUGAGAAAAACUGUAUUGAGUACCUAAGCUUUAAUCAAAACUUUUUGAACGAUAGUGAGUUUUAUGAUAAAAUAAAAUAAUUUCCAAAAAGUUAAUAGGUCCAGACUAUCUCACCAGAUGAUAUAAUUGUCUCAUGCUAGACUGAUUGUCAGAUAAUACUGAAUGCUAAUAGAGUAAUCAGUCUGGAAGACUUGAGGAAAUAGUCUGACUUAUAAUAUGAGAAUAAGCCAAAAUAUUUCUGUCUAAUGUCGGAUAGAUACAAUAAAAACAAAUAUGUUUUGGAUAUUUUAUCAAAAAAUAAAGUUGCUUAUUUUGAUAAAACAAGCUAGGAAUUUAAAAUUCUUGAUUUGAAUGAUUAACUUCUUGAAGGAUAUCCUAUCUAAGCUCUAAUAGAUUUAUAACUUUAUAUAUUGCUCAUACAAUAUGAUACUCAAACUAUUGUUUUCAGUCUGGAAACUAAAUUGAGAAUCAAUGAAAUAUCCGCCAUUGGUUAAACUUCAUCAAUAUUUAUUGACAGAAACUAUCUUUAAAUUAGUACUUAUGACAGUAGCAAUGUAUACUUUUUCAAUGAUGGAGUUAUUGAUAAAGUUUUUUAAAUAAAGUUUCCUCAAAAUCUAGAGGUUAUUUGCUCCUUUCAAAAUAGUAUAAACAAAACUACCUAAACUCUUCUCAAAAGAAAAGAUAAGCUUGACUCAUCUGAGUUAUAUACCAUGAUUGAGAGCUCAUUUGAGUCAAUCAAUAAUGAUUAAAAUUUGAUUCAACCUUUGUAUUUAGCAUUUUACUUUGAAAACACCUUCAAAAUAAUUAUAGACUCAAGUAAUGUUUAAAUCUUUGCUAAUGGUGAUCAUUAGACCUGCGGCUUUUUUGAUUUGUAGGUCACAGAUCAACUUAUCGAUGAUUAUAAAUCAAUCUAGAAAAUGAAUAAUGAGUAAAUAAUCAAAGAAAUAUCUUUAGAUGCUAUUAAAUACACCAAGUUUAUAGCUGGUUAUGGCACAUGCUUCAAUAUGUUUUAAAACAACUUGAUAGUCCUCGAGGUUAUAGUAAAAUAGCUCUCACUAAGAGAAAAGCAAACGUUACCGAUUUUAGUAACACCAAAUAUGCUUGGUCAGCCCUCUCCUUUAGAUUUCUCAAUUAAAAACCGACAACAAAAAAUUAUCAACUUGAUCCUAUCAAUCAUACUAAAAUACCAAGAUCACAUUAUAUUCAACUAAUUUGUUGAUAAGAGUUUAUGUGAGCUAUUUAAACAAUAGAUAGAUUUGCAAGAAUAUUUUGACAGUAAUUUGCCAAGCUAUCAAAUUCUUGAUCCAUCUUUCCCGAUUCAACACUAAGAUGAAAAGGAACUGAUUGUGGGUAUUAACCUUGAUCAUCCAAAAGAUGUUCAUCAAAAGUACUAAUAAUUAUUCGGAGAGAAGUUAAAGGUAUUAUCUCAUAAUGAAGAAGACUCAUUAAAUUCUAUAGAAUAUAAUCUUAUAAAUUUGCCUAAAACUUUGUAAAAAAAUCCUACUGAACUGAUGAAAGUCUUAAGUGAUUCGGAAAAGCCAGAAUAUUUCGAAAAUUAGAUCAUCCAGAGCAUUAUCAAUUUUAAAUGGAAGGAAUAUACUCUAACCUAUUACAAGACUAAAUUUUACAUAUAUCUGAUUUUCAUGGCUGCUUUUAUCUUUGAUAUUUUCUACACUACUUACUCUUCUAAAACUUACAAUGAUGAAAUAAAAUUAAUUGAAAAUGAAAAAUUGGAUCAUGAUCCGUAAGAGCAUCAGCCAAAUAUCUUACUUAAAAUUUCUACUAAAAUAAUAUGUUGUCUAGUGUUAUUCUCAUUUCUAAUUCAUGAAGUAAGGCAAAUUAGAAUUUAAAAGGCAAGCUAUUUAAUUGACAUUUGGAAUUACUUUGAUUUUUCUCAUAUAGUAGUCUUUAUUCUCUUUUGCAUUCUUGAAUUUACCAAUGAAGACUCAGACAUAUUAAUCUUGAACAAGAUCCUCCUAAUUAUACUUUCCUUCAUGAAGCUGUUCUACUUUUUGAGAAUCUACGACGGCUUUAGUUUCCUAGUUCAGAUGAUGGCAGGAGUCUUUAAGGACCUAAAGUACUUCAUCAGCUUUUUCUUAAUUUUUAUCUUACUAUUCGGAAUGAUAUUCUUAGUUUUAUUCAAGGCUGAUUCAAUAGAUGAAUAUAAGGGUGUCAAUGGGAUGGCUUAUUUUUUGAUGGCCUUCAGAAUUUCUUCUGGAGACUUUUAAUUAGAUGACUAUCAGAAGUAAGGAAGCACAUUAGUUAUAUUCUCUUGGAUUUUGUGGAUUCUUGCAGUACUAACUCUAAAUAUUGUAUUCAUGAACUUUAUAAUAGCUGUGAUCUCUGAAUCUUACGAAAGAGUCAUGUAAAAACUCAUAUCAGAAUCUUAUAAAGUUAAAGCGAAUAUGAUUCUAGAGAGAGAAGAAUUACUUUCAAUUAAAGAACUUGAAAGAAAAGACUUCUUCCCAAACUAUAUAGUAGUUAGAAGAUAAAUCAAUAAUGAGGCCAAUGAGGUUGGAGAAUGGCAAGGUUUCAUUAAGGAUCUUAAAUAUACAGUUAGAACAACUGUCUCUAAGUCUAAAAAUGAAAUUAUUUCAACUCAUUCUUCUGAGCUCUCUAGUCUAAAGAGAUAAUUUGAUGAACUCCAAAAAGAGGACAUUGUCUCAUUAAAGCAUUAGAUAUAGUAGGACGGUGAAUCUAAUGCUCAGGUGCUUAAAGAAGAAAUCUAUGGAAUUUAAGAUGAUAUUGUUGGACUUAAGCAGAAUAUGGAUUUGCUUAAAGGGGAUAUGGAUUUCUUGAAGAUUUCUAUUUCCUAAAUAUUAUAAAAGCUUAACAAUUGA